Messenger RNA from Cryptomeria japonica (Japanese cedar), 489 nucleotides. RefSeq names its product secreted RxLR effector protein 161-like. The record is from RefSeq and is a predicted model, not a curated record. The transcript has a single exon. NCBI's taxonomy places the organism in Eukaryota, Viridiplantae, Streptophyta, Pinopsida, Cupressales, Cupressaceae. Bases 1 to 489 code for a protein of 162 amino acids.
AUGAUAAAUUGCAAAUCAGCACCAACACCAGUAGUGAUAGGUUUGAAGUUGAGCAAAGAUGACAAAGGAGCUAAUGUAAAUCCAACUUUGUAUAAGAAACUUGUUGGUAGUAUCAUGUAUCUAACAGCCAGAAGGCCGGAUAUAAUGUUUGGAGUUAGUCUCAUUUCAAGGUUCAUGGAGUCUCCAAAAGUUACACAUUGGAAUGUUGGAAAAAUAAUUUUGAAAUAUGUUAGUGGAACAAAGAAUUAUGGAAUGUUUUACUCAAGGUCAAAUGAUUUCAAUCUGAUAGUAUACACAGAUAGUGAUUGUGUUGGUAGUAUAGAUGAUAGGAAGAGAACUUCAGGCUAUGCUUUUCAUUCUGGAUCAGGUGUAGUAUCAUGGGUUACAAUGAAACAACCUAUAGUCACUCUUUCAUCAGCUGAAGUGGAGUAUGUAGUAGCUACAAGGGCAGAAUGUCAAGCGGUAUGGAUGAGAAGAAUGUUGAAAUAA